Messenger RNA from Cervus elaphus (red deer), 2713 nucleotides. RefSeq names its product zinc finger protein 131-like. Gene Ontology annotation, biological process: regulation of transcription by RNA polymerase II. Gene Ontology annotation, molecular function: RNA polymerase II cis-regulatory region sequence-specific DNA binding; protein binding; DNA-binding transcription factor activity, RNA polymerase II-specific. NCBI's taxonomy places the organism in Eukaryota, Metazoa, Chordata, Mammalia, Artiodactyla, Cervidae. Gene Ontology annotation, cellular component: nucleus. The record is from RefSeq and is a predicted model, not a curated record. Bases 73 to 1845 code for a protein of 590 amino acids. The transcript is spliced from 3 exons.
GGAGCCUCCGGCGCUGUGCCCACCCCGCUCCAGCUCGCGUCUCCCGACUCCAAUUAGAGCAACCGGACGGCCAUGGAGGCCGAAGAGACGAUGGAAUGCCUUCAGGAGUUCCCUGAACAUCAUAAAAUGAUCCUGGACCGAUUGAAUGAACAGCGAGAGCAGGACCGGUUUACUGACAUCACCCUGAUUGUCGACGGACACCAUUUUAAGGCCCACAAGGCUGUUUUGGCUGCUUGCAGCAAGUUCUUCUAUAAAUUCUUUCAGGAGUUUACUCAGGAACCUUUGGUGGAGAUAGAAGGUGUUAGUAAAAUGGCCUUUCGUCAUUUGAUUGAGUUCACAUAUACAGCAAAGUUAAUGAUACAAGGAGAAGAAGCAGCCAAUGAUGUAUGGAAAGCAGCAGAGUUUCUACAGAUGCUAGAAGCUAUCAAAGCCCUUGAAGUCAGAAACAAAGAAAACUCAGCUCCACUAGAGGAAAAUACCACGGGGAAAAAUGAAGCAAAAAAAAGAAAGAUUGCAGAAACUUCAAAUGUUAUCACUGAGUCAUUGCCAUCUGCAGAAUCUGAACCUGUUGAAAUUGAGGUGGAGAUUGCCGAAGGCACAAUCGAAGUGGAAGAUGAAGGCAUCGAAACGUUGGAGGAAGUGGCUUCUGCCAAGCAGUCCAUAAAGUACAUUCAGAGCACAGGUUCCUCUGAUGAUUCCGCUCUGGCAUUGUUGGCAGAUAUUACCAGCAAGUACCGCCAAGGCGAUAGAAAAGGGCAGAUUAAAGAUGAAGACGGCUGUGCAUCUGACCCCACAAGCAAACAGGAACACAUGAAAUCACACUCCACUGAGAGUUUCAGGCGUGAAAUAUGCAAUAAAAGGUAUCUUCGGGAGAGCGCGUGGAAACAGCACCUCAGUUGUUACCACCUUGAAGAAGGUGGAGUCAGUAAGAAGCAGAGAACUGGGAAAAAAAUCCACAUAUGUCAGUACUGUGAGAAGCAGUUUGACCACUUUGGACAUUUUAAAGAGCAUCUUCGAAAACAUACAGGUGAAAAACCUUUUGAAUGUCCAAAUUGUCAUGAACGAUUUGCUAGGAAUAGUACCCUCAAAUGUCACUUGACUGCAUGCCAAACUGGAGUGGGAGCAAAAAAGGGGAGGAAGAAGCUCUAUGAAUGUCAGGUCUGUAAUAGUGUGUUUAACAGCUGGGACCAGUUCAAAGAUCACCUGGUGAUACACACUGGAGAUAAACCCAACCAUUGUACUCUGUGUGACUUGUGGUUUAUGCAAGGAAAUGAAUUAAGGAGGCGUCUCAGUGAUACUCAUAAUAUUUCAGAGCGCCUGGUAACUGAAGAAGUUCUUUCAGUAGAAACACGUGUGCAAACUGAACCUGUGACAUCAAUGACUAUUAUAGAACAAGUUGGGAAGGUGCAUGUGUUACCACUGCUCCAGGUUCAGGUGGAUUCAGCACAAGUGACUGUGGAACAGGUCCAUCCAGAUCUGCUCCAGGACAGCCAAGUGCACGAGUCACACAUGAGUGAGCUUCCAGAGCAGGUCCAGGUAAGUUAUCUAGAAGUGGGGCGAAUUCAGACUGAAGAAGGUACUGAAGUCCAUGUAGAGGAGCUGCAUGUUGAACGGGUAAAUCAGAUGCCAGUGGAAGUACAAACUGAGCUUCUAGAAGCAGACUUGGAUCAAGUGACCCCUGAAAUCAUGAACCAAGAGGAGAGAGACCCUACCCAAGCAGAUGCUGCUGAGGCUGCUACAGAAGAACACGAAGAUGCUGAGGCUUUAGAGACCAAAUCAACAGUGGAUUCCCAAGCCGAAAAGGCAGGAAAUGAGAACAGAAUACCUAUGCCAGUUUUAGAAUGAAAUAACAAAUGCAUAUAUUUUUAAAGUUAUCUGUUGGGUUUUUGAACUGAUGAUGGGCAGUGUGACUGUGCUUACGCUAACAGACAUGUGGACCAAAGUUAAACUCUUUCCUGUUGUGCUGAACUGUUUCUAUGGAAGCAGACUGAUUUCCCCCCACUUUGCCACAGAGGAGGGAUCUUUCCCAUAAGUGAAUGGGAAGCUUUGAGAAGUAUAUUUCUGGAAAACUUAAAUGGAUUAUAUUCUUAUUAUAUAGUUGCGUACGAAUGUAUAUUUUCAUUGUGGUAAGAGUUCUUACUCUCUUUCCCUGGUCAUGUCCUUCCUCAAGUUUCCCCCCCCCCCCCCAUGUUGUAAAAUCAAAUGUAAAAUCAUUAGAAUACAAGUUUAUGUAUUCUAAUGCAUGUUAGAAAAUUUGAAUAUAUAGGAAACAAGGCUGCAUGAAGAAAAAAAAAAAAAAGUCUAGUUGUCACUCCUCCAACUACUUCUAAUUGGGUCUGUUACCUAAAUGGCAGAUCAUGGGAUUGAAAUUUUAGUCAUACAAGACUCAGAUCCAGGACUUGGAGCUCAAAUACUUCCAGUUCAAGGUCUAUUCUCCAACUGAGGCAGCACUGUGCCCCACUUUGAUGGGAAGCUGUUGCCCAGUUCCCUGAAUUAGAACUGAGCAGGACUGUGGGGCUCUGGUGCACAGAUCCUUUCUGUAUCCUCCAUUUCUUGUUUGUAGGAUAUAGGCUUCAUUCACUGCUUGACCUUUCCUGAGUUCCAAAGGGCAGUCUCAAACAGUUGCUCAUCAGGAAAGGGAGGGGUGCAGAAACAGAGGAGGAGCAGUCAAAUGGUGGUACAGACUCGGGGCAGGGUCCUGGUUCCUACUCAA